Tribolium castaneum (red flour beetle) is the source of this 1252-nucleotide messenger RNA. RefSeq lists its product as uncharacterized. The transcript has 7 exons. The coding region runs from base 48 to 1118 and encodes 356 amino acids. The record is from RefSeq and is a predicted model, not a curated record. Gene Ontology annotation, cellular component: extracellular region. Gene Ontology annotation, molecular function: chitin binding. Lineage: Eukaryota; Metazoa; Arthropoda; Insecta; Coleoptera; Tenebrionidae.
UACUGUCUGUUUAAUGUGUCUACCAAUUGUUAACAACGAAAUGAGCAAUGAAACGGUUUUUAUUUUUGCUCUUAAUACUUGCGUUAAAACCCAGCAAGUGCUUCAAAUGUGCAAAAUCGGGGCUGGUAUGUGUUGAUUCUAAUAAUUUUCAAGAAUGUCAAAAUGUUCGUGGACAAUAUGUUUUGGUUGGUAGUCCAAUGUCGUGUGGUAACAAUAGAUUUUGUGAUGAUUCUAGCCGUUCAAUUGAGUGUGUUUCGACUCCUCCAAUUACUUCACCAACGCUAAUUACCAUACCAACAUGUAAUUCAGCAGAUACGUAUCCAGCACAAACCUGUAAUCAGUAUUACAAAUGCAUUUUAGUUAUGUCGUGGUACUAUGCACCGGAAUUGAAAGAUUGUCCAAAUGGGCAAGCAUACGAUAUAUAUUUGAAAACUUGUGCACCUGUAGCAACAGUUGAUUGUCAGAUAAGAACAAGAACCACUGUAAUUCUCCCGACAACUGUUCUGAAUCCUGUAACAACUUCAUUUCCAAAAAUUUUAUGUACAAAAAUCGGAUUAGUCUGUAUUGACUCGCAGCGUUUUCAAAAAUGUGGAAGCAUUGAAGGUCAAUUUGUUUUAAUUGGAAAUUUUAUGUCUUGUCCAGAUGGUCAAAUUUGUGAUGAUUCUAGCGAUUCAAUUCAGUGUGUUACGAAUCUACCAGUGUCCGCAAUAACGCCAAUUACUAUACCAACGUGUACUUCAAUUGGUAAAUAUCCAUCAGAGACUUGCAAUAAAUAUUAUGAGUGUAUAUUGGUUAUGUCUUGGUACUACGCUCCCGAACUAAAAAGUUGUCCUAUAGGAGAAGCAUACGAUAUAAAUACAGAGAAAUGUGCACCUGCGGCACAAGUUGAUUGUCAAUCGAGAACAAAAACUAGUGUUAGUCCUACUGCACCUCCAACAACCUCAACAGCAUUAAUUCCAACAUCAAAAACUUUGUGUUUAAAGCUUGGUUUGGUUUGCGUCGAUGCUAUACAUUUUCGAGAAUGUCAGAAUAUUGGAGAGGAAUUUGAUUUAGUAGGUAAUCCAAUGUCUUGUCCUGAUGGACAAAUAUGUGAUGAUACUAGAGGUUCUGCUGAGUGAGUGUGUUAUUAAUAGGCCUCCAUUUACUUCAGUAGCACCAAUUACAGUUCCAACAUGCACAUCAGAGAAUAAAUAUCCAUCAGAAUCUUGUUAUGAAUAUUUUGAAUGCAUACUUGUUAUGUCGUCGUAUUAUG